Molecule: messenger RNA, 3994 nt
Organism: Myxocyprinus asiaticus (Chinese sucker)
Lineage: Eukaryota; Metazoa; Chordata; Actinopteri; Cypriniformes; Catostomidae
Product: rab GDP dissociation inhibitor alpha
Exons: 12
Coding region: 116-1459 (447 amino acids)
Biological process (GO): small GTPase-mediated signal transduction; protein transport; vesicle-mediated transport
Cellular component (GO): cytoplasm
Molecular function (GO): Rab GDP-dissociation inhibitor activity
Source: RefSeq, a predicted model, not a curated record
AGGGCCAUCUUUGGAUGUUCUCGCCGGUCGGACCACAGUCAGUCAUCAAUUGCGAUACUUAUCAAAUUAAUUGGCGGAAAAUUGGCUAAAGACAGGAGAUCCACUGUAAUUCAACAUGGAUGAGGAAUAUGAUGUUAUCGUAUUGGGCACUGGACUCACAGAAUGUAUUCUCUCCGGGAUAAUGUCUGUGAAUGGGAAGAAAGUUUUGCAUAUGGACAGAAAUCCAUACUAUGGUGGUGAAAGUUCCUCCAUCACACCCCUGGAGGAGCUCUAUAAGAGAUUUGGGAUUUCAGACAGCCCUCCAGAGUCAAUGGGUCGGGGAAGAGACUGGAAUGUUGACCUUAUCCCUAAAUUUCUAAUGGCCAAUGGUCAAUUAGUUAAGAUGCUUCUCUAUACUGAAGUGACCAGAUAUCUUGACUUCAAAGUGGUUGAAGGAAGCUUUGUGUAUAAAGGUGGGAAAAUCUACAAAGUGCCCUCUACUGAGACGGAAGCACUAGCUUCAAACCUUAUGGGAAUGUUUGAGAAGAGACGUUUCCGGAAGUUCCUCGUUUUUGUGGCCAACUUUGAUGAGAAUGACCCCAAGACCUUUGAGGGUGUUGAUCCCAAACUUACAACGAUGGGAGACGUGUAUAAGAAGUUUGACUUAGGGCAGGAUGUCGUAGACUUUACAGGACAUGCCCUGGCCCUCUACAGGACAGAUGAUUACCUUGAGCAGCCUUGUCUGGAGACCAUCAAUAGGAUUAAACUCUACAGUGAAUCUCUGGCACGCUAUGGAAAGAGCCCCUACCUGUACCCCCUGUAUGGAUUAGGGGAGCUGCCUCAAGGAUUUGCUAGGUUAAGUGCCAUUUAUGGAGGAACCUACAUGUUGAACAAACCAGUGGAUGAGAUUGUGAUGGAGGGUGGCAACGUGGUGGGUGUGAAAUCUGAGGGAGAGGUUGCCCGCUGCAAACAGCUCAUAUGUGACCCCAGCUACAUCCCGGACCGUGUGCACAAAGUAGGCCAGGUGAUCCGUGUCAUCUGCGUCCUCAGCCAUCCCAUAAAAAACACUAAUGAUGCCAACUCCUGCCAGAUCAUUAUCCCUCAGAACCAAGUUAACCGCAAAUCAGAUAUCUAUGUGUGCAUGAUCUCCUAUGCUCAUAACGUGGCAGCUCAGGGGAAAUACAUCGCCAUUGCAAGUACCACUGUGGAAACGUCUGAUCCUGAAGCUGAAAUUGAACCAGCUCUCGAACUCCUUGAGCCCAUUGACCAAAAGUUUGUGGCCAUCAGUGACAUGUAUGAACCCACAGAUGAUGGCUCAGAGAGUCAGGUAUUUGCAUCACGGUCUUAUGAUGCCACCACUCACUUCGAAACAACUUGUAAUGACAUCAAGGAUAUCUACAAGCGCAUGACAGGCAGCGACUUCGACUUUGAGAAUAUGAAGCGCAAACAGAACGACGUCUUUGGGGAGGAUGAGCAGUGAGGGUUGGAGAGGGAAUGAAGGAGAGGGGAAUGGAGAGGCAGUGAUCACUAGGAGCAGAGGGGGAGAUAUGGCAGGAUGAGUUUGCAACAUGAUCUCAGUAGUAUUCAUUGAUAUUUACACAUAAAAAGUUGUUCUAUUAUACAUACAUUUUCACAUGCUUGCAUAUACACCGAAACAUGUGAUACUGACAGCAUCUAAAACCUAAACCCUUUUACGAUUGAACAACUUAGAGAUUGUUUUUUUUUUAGAUUUUAGAGAUUUUCAUUAAAAAGGUCUUUAUCAGACAAAGCAAUUUCCAACAUUCACUCAUAAAAGCAGUAAUGUUUUAGAUGCCGUGAAGACGCUGUACAAAAAAUGUAUGUGUCACAGUUGUGGACAAAUCUCUAUGAAAUACUAAUGAGAUCACCCUGCAAAAAGAGGUAAUGGAGCACAGAAUAGAAAGUAUAACAGUAAUGUUGUAAAUCUCUUUCAACUGUCCUUAUUUUUCCCAGAAUGCUCUUUGCUCAUUGUCUCCACACUGUCUUGUGUCUCUAGGUAUAUACAGUUCAGCACACAGACACAAUGCUCUAUUGCUCACAUUCCGUAACUCACCUAUCUGCACUACAAAAAGUGGGCUCACAGCGACAUGCUAUUGUAGAUUCUUAUAAACGCAGUAUGCAUUGUUUUGCGCAAAUAUCCUGUUGAAGUGAAACACGUGUCUUUUUUUUCUAUGAAUAUUGUCUUUGACUGAAGCCCACACAUAUGAACAAUUCCUUGAAUACUGAAGGAAAUUUAAAAUGAUUUCUCAUGAAUUUAAGUGAAAGGUCCCUAAGCAUUCCCCCCAACUGAUUUGUUGGUUGGAAGCAGUGCUAAGCGUUUCCACAUAAUUUGAGUCUUCAGACUGUUAGUUUGGCUCACUCUGACAUAAACAGCUUCAUUAUAACAGUAGCCUUAUAACAGUACUUCCCUGUAAUUAGGGAAGUGUUAUUCACAAAACAUAUAGUAAAAUCAUUAAACACUAAUCAUUAAUAUCAAUAAACACUAUGGUUUGAGACUUAAAAAAGGAUGUAAUAUGACAUUAAUUAUAUUUACAAGACACAGCAGUAAGAAAAUAAAUUUGCCUUGAAUGUAUCCCACAACAGUCUCAUAGGUAUAUUUCAUUUCAAGAGAUCUAACCCUCAUUUCAACCACUUAAUGGCCAUUAAAGUUAUUUAAUUCUCUUGUUUUGUGGGUGGAUAUUUUUUGACACCUAAAUUGAACGAGAUGUGUAAAAUGUAGUAUUGACGUGAAUUGUAAGCCAUUAACUUGUAACUUACUUUACAGUCUUCGUGCUGUAAAUGGCGUCACAAUUGCUAAAGAUUUUGUUCUACAUUCUGCAUUCUUUUGUUAUCAUGAAAUAAUUCAUUUUUUAGGGAUUGCUGAUAUGGACAACUGUUUUUCCAAAUUCCAAAUGGAUCCAUCAUGAUCAUUUCACAGUUUGUUACAGUAAAGUAGUAGAGGUAGAUUGAAUCUGAGUCUUAAACUUGGAAACAAUUGUUAUUCCCAUGGCUGCAACAGUUUAUGAUAAUGUGAAUUUAUGGAGUAUCAGAUUCUUUGGUGUUUGAUAGUAACCAUAUCCUUUGGUAUUCUGGCUUUUGUAAACUAGGCUGGCCCCAGUCUAAAAACCUGAGAACACCUACUUUUCACAAACAUGCUCUAACUUGACAGUUGUGAUGAACACUAUGCCUCUCCUUGUGAACUGUAAAGAUUGUCACUGUACCAUGCAAUUAAACUGCAUUAAUGUUUUGUUUUUUUUAAUCAGUGAUUAAAACUUAAUCAUGUCUCUGCAUUUACACUUGGCUGUUAGAAAUCAAACUGUCAAAGUUUUAACUUAAGAUUGGUCAUUUUCACCAUUACUUACAGUAUAUUUAUAAAAUGGUCUUAAUCAUGCUCAUUUAUGUUUUCAGAUUAUUUCUAUUGCCAUUAACAGUUAUAGCAGACAAUAGUCUACUGGACCAGCUAAUCUUGAUGUGUCGUUUGAACACUUGCUGUACUGCUUUCAUGUAGAAUACGCAAGAAUUGCUUGUGUGUCAUGUUCUGUUUUUCAUAUACACCUUACUGAGAAAAAGCCUCUUUUUUUCCCCUCUAUGUUCUUACAGAAAACAAGGAGUGGGUGACGAUGAUAAUUUCUUUAUAUUCUUUACUUUUAUUGGGCCAAAGUCACUUAUGGCCUUAUAAAGUCACAUAGAACCAUACAGAUCUCAAACUUUCUUCUUUAUUGCACAGUUAGAUCAAAAUAACAAUGAUAACUGGAAUUAAAUAGAAUUAAGCAUUGCUAUAUUUGGCGGUAUCUCUUGCACCUCUCUAGCAUAUUGUUGCAUAUGUUUGGAUUAACUGUUUUACUGUUCUUUUGUACUGUAUUUAUUUUCAUUUUGUCUUUCAUUUUUAUUGUUGAAACAACCUAACUAAACAUCUUAAAAACUGACACACGAACUUGACAACUUUAAGUUGUGAAUUUCAUCCUGUGUUUGAGCAGUCUUGUGCAACAAAAAUAAAUAUGAAUAAAAUGAAACUCAA